Messenger RNA from Pipistrellus nathusii (Nathusius's pipistrelle), 2955 nucleotides. The record is from the annotation of a GenBank genome assembly. NCBI's taxonomy places the organism in Eukaryota, Metazoa, Chordata, Mammalia, Chiroptera, Vespertilionidae.
AUGCCGGACCGGAUCUCGGUGGCGGAGUUCGUGGCGGAGACCCAUGAGGACUACAAGGCGCCCACGGCCUCCAGCUUCACCACGCGCACGGCGCAGUGCCGCCACACCGUGGCCGCCAUCGAGGAGGCGCUGGAUGUGGACCGGACGGUGCUGUACAAGAUGAAGAAGUCCGUGAAGGCCAUCAACAUCUCCGGGCUGGCGCACGUGGAGAACGAGGAGCAGUACACGCAGGCGCUGGAGAAGUUCGGCGGCAACUGCGUGUGCAGAGACGACCCGGACCUGGGCAGCGCCUUCCUCAAGUUCUCCGUGUUCACCAAGGAGCUGACGGCGCUUUUCAAGAACCUGAUCCAGAACAUGAACAACAUCAUCUCCUUCCCGCUGGACAGCCUGCUGAAGGGGGACCUGAAGGGCGUGAAGGGGGAUCUGAAGAAGCCUUUCGAUAAAGCCUGGAAGGACUACGAAACCAAAAUAACCAAGAUCGAAAAGGAGAAGAAGGAGCACGCCCGGCUGCACGGCAUGAUCCGCACGGAGAUCAGCGGCGCCGAGAUCGCCGAGGAGAUGGAGAAGGAGCGGCGCCUCUUCCAGCUGCAGAUGUGCGAGUACCUGCUGAAGGUCAAUGAGAUUAAGAUCAAGAAGGGAGUGGACUUGCUUCAGAACCUGAUCAAGUACUUUCAUGCCCAGUGCAAUUUUUUCCAGGACGGACUGAAGGCCGUGGAAAACCUCAAGCCCUCCAUCGAGACGCUGUCCACCGACCUGCACACGAUCAAGCAGGCCCAGGAUGAGGAGCGGAGGCAGCUGGUACAGCUGCGGGACAUCCUGAAGUCGGCGCUGCAGGUGGAGCAGAAGGAGGACUCGCAGCUGCGCCAGAGCACGGCCUACAGCCUGCACCAGCCGCAGGGCAACAAGGAGCACGGCACCGAGCGCAGCGGCAGCCUCUACAAGAAGAGCGACGGGAUCCGGAAGGUGUGGCAGAAGAGGAAGUGCUCCGUGAAGAACGGGUUUCUGACCAUCUCCCACGGGACGGCGAACCGGCCCCCGGCCAAGCUCAACCUGCUCACCUGCCAGGUGAAGACCAACCCCGAGGAGAGGAAGUGCUUCGACCUCAUCUCACAUGACCGCACGUACCACUUCCAGGCGGAGGACGAGCAGGAGUGCCAGAUCUGGAUGUCUGUGCUGCAGAACAGCAAGGAGGAGGCGCUCAACAACGCCUUCCAGGGCGACGACCCCCCCGGCGAGAACAUCGUGCAGGAGCUGACCAAGGAGAUCAUCGCCGAGGUGCAGCGGAUGCCGGGCAACGACGUGUGCUGCGACUGCGGGGCGCCAGACCCCACGUGGCUCUCCACCAACCUGGGCAUCCUGACCUGCAUUGAGUGCUCGGGCAUCCACCGCGAGCUGGGUGUGCACCACUCCCGCAUGCAGUCCCUCACGCUGGACGUCCUGGGCACGUCCGAGCUGCUGCUGGCCAAGAACGUGGGGAACGCGGGCUUCAACGAGAUCAUGGAGAGCUGCCUUCCCGCCGGGGACCCCGUCAAGCCCGGCCCGGGCAGCGACAUGACCGCCCGGAAGGACUACAUCACGGCCAAGUACAUCGAGAGGAGGUUCGCGCGCAAGAGGCACGCGGACAGCGCAGCCAGGCUGCACGGCCUGUGCGAGGCCGUCAAGGCCAGGGACAUCUUCGGGCUCCUCCAGGCCCACGCCGAUGGCGUGGACCUCACCGACAAGGUCCCGCUGGCCAACGGGCAUGAGCCGGACGAAACCGCCUUGCACCUGGCCGUCAGGUCCGUGGACCGCACCUCCCUGCACAUCGUGGACUUCCUGGUUCAGAACAGCGGGAACCUGGACAGACAGACGGGCAAGGGCAGCACGGCCCUGCACUACUGCUGCCUGACCGACAACGCCGAGUGCCUGAAGCUGCUGCUGCGCGGCAAGGCCUCCAUCGAGAUCGCUAACGAGGCCGGGGAGACGCCGCUGGACAUCGCCAAGCGCCUCAGGCACGAGCACUGCGAGGAGCUGCUGACCCAAGCCCUGUCUGGAAGGUUCAACGCACACGUGCACGUGGAGUACGAGUGGCGGCUGCUGCCCGAGGACCUGGACGAGAGCGACGAGGACGUGGAGGAAAAGCUGCAGCCCAGCCCCAGUCGGCGGGAGGACCGGCCGGUCAGUUUCUACCAGCUGGGCUCCGGCGCCGCGCCAUCAGCCAGAGACGCCGCCGGCCCAGCCAAGGACAGGCCGCGGGCCUUCGCGCCCAGCAUCGUGCAGAACGAGACGUACGGAGCCGUCCUGGGCGGCAGCCCGGCCCCCGGCCCCGCCAGCGCCCCCCCACUGCCCCCGCGGAACGUGGCCAAAGCCCAGGCCCCCGCCACCAACGCCCCGUGGAAGACGGACUCGGUGAGCGUGGACGGAGCCGGCCGGCAGCGGUCCUCGUCAGAUCCGCCCGCCGUCCACCCGCCGCUGCCCCCCCUCCGCGUGACGUCCACCAACCCCCUGGCUCCGACGCCGCCCGCUUCCGCCGCCAAGAUGCCCGGGGCCCUGGACGCCCUGAGCCAGCAGAGCAAGCUGACCCCGCCCGGCAAGACCAGAGCCCCAGCCCUGCCGCAGAGGAGGCCUGCCCCGGGGACUGACAAGCCUGCCCCCCUGGUCCCCAAAGGCCAGCCGCGCGGCCCCGCGGCGGACCUCUCCGGAACGGAAGCUCUGGGUCCUCUGUCCAGCACCCCGGCCCUGCAGCCCCCCGCGCCCAUGCCCAGGAAGUCACAGGCGGCCAGGCUGAAGCCCAAGCGGGUGAAGGCCCUCUACAACUGCGUGGCCGACAACCCCGACGAGCUGACCUUCUGCGAGGGGGACGUGAUCAUCGUGGACGGGGAGGAGGACCAGGCGUGGUGGAUCGGCCACCUUGACGGAGACCCCGGCCGCAAAGGAGCCUUCCCCGUGUCCUUCGUGCACUUUAUCGUGGACUGA